Molecule: messenger RNA, 1932 nt
Organism: Aspergillus calidoustus
Lineage: Eukaryota; Fungi; Ascomycota; Eurotiomycetes; Eurotiales; Aspergillaceae
Source: the annotation of a GenBank genome assembly
CCGUAAGGUUCCAAGUUGUCUUCUCCUCAGCCCUGGUUGUUAGUUACUCCGCAUUACCCCACGUCAUCUAGACAAAGCUGAGCUCCCUCGACGACGCGUUCGUGACCCCUCGAUCUGAUAUUACACCAACUACGCGUUUUGGAUUCUCUGUUGCCUGUGUAAUAAAGCCAAUAGGUCAUACAAAGUCUUUUUUCUAUCACCUAACCGGUUUUCUAAUCACUGUCAAAGCGCGACGCGCCCAAAGCACGCUCUGAUACCCCGCGAUACGGCGAUACCCCACCAUGGUCUCCUCCGAUAUCAAAUCAUUUUCCGAGUACCUGAAGGGGAGCAAGCGCAUACUGGCGCUCCUGGGAGCCGGUCUCUCCGCGUCAUCAGGUCUACCAACAUUCCGCGGUGCCGGCGGGCUCUGGCGCUCCUACGACGCGACGGAGCUAGCUACGCCAGAGGCGUUUGAAGCCAACCCGGACCUAGUAUGGCAAUUUUAUAGCUACCGGCGACAUAUGGCGUUAGAGGCGCAGCCAAACAAAGCGCAUUAUGCGCUUGCGGAGCUGGCGAGGAGAAAUAAUGAGUUUGUUACGUUGUCGCAGAAUGUUGAUGGUCUUUCGCAGCGAGCGAACCAUCCGCUAGACCGGCUUCAUCUUCUGCAUGGUAACCUCUUCACCGUAAAAUGCACAUCGUUCUACUGCAAAUACUCCCGCGAGAACGACUUUACAGACCCAAUUGUGCCAGCCCUCGCUAUACCCAAGGAUUUCCCCGAGCCCCGACCAUCCACAGACGACAAGACGGGCGAGGAAGCUGCAAGCUCCCCACACAAUGCCAUGGCAAAAGAACCCACGGAACUCGACAUUUCCGACGAACGGAUCCCGCUCGCACCGCUAAGCCGAGAACAACUUCCACAUUGUCCGGAAUGCAAAGAGGGUCUCCUUCGACCGGGUGUUGUGUGGUUCGGUGAGGCUCUGCCGUCCCACACGCUUGAUCUGGUGGAUGACUGGAUUUCGCGAGGGAAGAUCGAUCUGAUGCUGGUCAUUGGGACGAGUUCGAGAGUUUUCCCGGCGGCGGGGUAUGUUGAGAAGGCUCAGUCGAAGGGGGCUAGGGUGGCUGUGGUCAACAUGGAUCCUUAUGGCAAGGAGCCCCGGAAAUUGUCGUCGAAGGAUUGGUAUUUCGAAGGGGAUGCGGGCGUCAUUGUACCAGAGAUCUUGAAGAGUGUUAUUGGAGAGAUUUAAAUUGGAGGAUUGAUGCUUGGUUGGGGGCCUCUUACCAACACUAUCUAAUGCCCAUGACGACAGCGAUUUGUAUAUUUCGAGUGAACUUUAGUAAGUAGUGAACUGACCAUAGAGUAUAAGCUGUAUCAUGAUCACCUACAGCAAUCUUAGAUGAACGCGCAGACGGAAGACAUGUAAUGGCUCUGCCCUUACUAUAUAGUUCCGCUGCAGAAGGCAGUGGUGCAAUUUGGGAUGUUGAAAACUGCGACCUUCAAACUCGAAAAAAGAGUGGCAGAAAUUUACGCUUGCAGGCAGAUUUGAGUGCUCAUAUACCUGUAAGUCUGGUCGUAGCCAUAUCACUCAAUUCCCGCAAGAGCCAGGGAAAGCAUCCAUUAUGAUCAUUUCUGAACCAGUCAUAUUGGGGAUGGUUGCAAUUGCAACUGCGGCAACCGCCCAUAAAAUGAACAUGCAUACACGCCUGUAUGAGCGACUUGGGCUUCCCAAGCUUCUCCAAAGGGGGUUGACUGCAGUUAAAAGGGCCCUCCCACCCGCACAGGGCGCCCCAGAUCCGCAUGCAGGAGGAGCUGGAGCUUUCCAUGCGUCAAAAUAACGCCACAUCAUCUAUGCGUCUUGAGGGCCUCCCAUUCGGUCCAACGCUUACCAGUUCUUGGCGCGAAAGUUGAAAGUUGAAUUGUUUUGGCAAGAUCACAUCCACCUGCAGAGAUCAGUG